GCAAUCGUUUGGUCCCUAUGGGAAAGUGUACCCUCUUCCUCCUCGUCCCUUCAUUGAUGUGUAUAAACUGACCUUUUCCUGCAGAAAAUGGUGGAAGUGCGAGCUCAAGUGUUAGGUGGGCCAGUGCACCUUGCAGGUGACACAGUACAGGUCUGCAUCACCAUCACAGUUCCCUCAUUAGAUCCAGCUCUUCGAGCUCAGUCUAGUGAUGUGUGUGAAGUUCUUGCAUGGGGAAGUGCACAGAUUCAUUGUCAGUGUUCUGUAAAUGAGUCCAGGGUGCGAUUGCCAACUUUCAGUCCCAAGCAAGCAGAAGAGCGAGCUGUCACUAAUGCUGAUACAUCAUUUGCCCCGUGUAGAGGGGAACGAGGUCAUGUUGUUCUAUCAACAAAACCAAAGAUCCUCUUCUGUGACCUCCAACUCCUGCCUGGUGAAAGUCGAUCAUUUGUAUACAGAGAGAUACUUCCAUGUGAUGCUCCUCCAACUUAUCGUGGUCAGCUGCUGAAGUAUGCCUACAAGAUUACCAUUGGUACUCAGAGGCUAGGAUCACCAACCAAGCUUCUUCGUGUUCCCAUCAGAGUCAUUGUGUUGCGAGGAUUAAGUGAAGCUUGUGUUUAUAGUGAAAGUGGGGAAUUAGCACCAACCAAUCCAUUCCUGCACACGCCUCACCGAGACACGCCUAGACACACUGCUCUUCAGAUUAUUCAGAAUGUGUCGACUCGCAAGAACUUAAGUCAAUAUAAUAUAACAAACACCCGAGGCAAAGUAGUACGGUUUUGCAUUUACAAGACCAGUUUCAGACUUGGAGAGGAUAUUGUAGCUACUUUUGACUUUAGCACAGCUGAGGUACCAUGUGUCCAGUAUUCCGUAACACUACAAAGUGAGGAAAUUAUUGCUGAAUCAUGCCGCCAGCGUCCAUCUCUAAAACCAAUGGUCGUGCCUUAUAGCAAGGCUCAUGAAGUGUGUCUCAACCUGUCACACACACACCUCCUGCUACCAAUUCCUCUACAUGUUACACCAACUUUUAACACAGAUAUGG
Molecule: messenger RNA, 1036 nt
Organism: Homarus americanus (American lobster)
Lineage: Eukaryota; Metazoa; Arthropoda; Malacostraca; Decapoda; Nephropidae
Product: RAB6A-GEF complex partner protein 2-like
Biological process (GO): retrograde transport, endosome to Golgi
Cellular component (GO): Ric1-Rgp1 guanyl-nucleotide exchange factor complex; Golgi membrane
Source: RefSeq, a predicted model, not a curated record